Saccostrea echinata is the source of this 1638-nucleotide messenger RNA. RefSeq names its product S-adenosylmethionine decarboxylase proenzyme-like. The transcript is spliced from 11 exons. Gene Ontology annotation, molecular function: adenosylmethionine decarboxylase activity. Gene Ontology annotation, cellular component: cytosol. Bases 30 to 1016 code for a protein of 328 amino acids. Gene Ontology annotation, biological process: spermine biosynthetic process; spermidine biosynthetic process. The record is from RefSeq and is a predicted model, not a curated record. Lineage: Eukaryota; Metazoa; Mollusca; Bivalvia; Ostreida; Ostreidae.
UCAAAGUUGUCCUGAUCGGGAGAGAAAUCAUGGCAGGUGCGAGCUCUCAAAAUUUUUUCGAGGGAACAGAGAAACUUCUGGAGGUUUGGUUUAGCAGUGACAACGAAUCUUCAGAUCUCCGAGAUGUCAAACAAGAAGACUGGGAGAAACUGCUUCGCAUCGUUAGAUGUGAAAUAAUUAGCAAGAAAAGCAAUGACGAUAUGGAUGCCUAUGUACUGAGUGAGAGCAGUAUGUUUGUGACCAAGUCACGUUUCAUCCUCAAGACUUGUGGACGAACCACCUUGCUGCUGGCUGUGGAGCCCCUGAUAGGCUUAGUGAAGGAGCAGUGCGGGUUCACUAAAGUACUUGAUGUUUUCUACUCAAGGAAGAAGUUUUCUAAGCCUGAACAACAGCACACGAUUCACCAGAACUUUGAAGAGGAGGUGUGCCAUCUAGAUAAGCUGUUCAAAAAUGGGGCUGCUUAUACACUGGGAAGAGUAAAUAAAGAUUGCUGGCACCUGUACACCAUGGAUGCUGUAGGAGUUAUGGAACCUGAUCAAACUGUGGAACUUUUGAUGUGGGAAAUGUGUCCUGAAACAAUGAAAAUUUUCACCAAGAAGAUGUGCAAGGAUGGACCAGAGGCCACCAAAAAAUCGGGAAUCUGUGACAUCAUUCCUGGCGUCCAGAUCGACGACUUCCUGUUUGAUCCCUGUGGUUACUCCAUGAAUGGCUUGCUGCCAGGGGGUUACUAUAUAACCAUCCAUGUGACCCCAGAACCCCAUUGUUCUUAUGUCAGCUUUGAAAGUAAUGUUCCACAGGAGAACUACAUGGAACUGAUGAAGAAGGUUCUUGACACGUUCAAGCCUGGCAAGUUCUUGAUGACUGUCUUUGCAAACAAGGAGUCUAUCGCCAAGGACAGCCACAAGCAGUUGGAGGAUAAAGACUAUGUCCCCGGCUACUCCAGGGCUGACCACCAGUUCUGUACCUUCAAGAACUACAAUCUGACCUACUCCCACUUCACCCGCCCCAUCAUCUAGGGAAUGGGGGCCGGGGGUUUGAGGUGUGGCUGCCUGUGUCUCCCUCCCUCUAGGCCCCCGCUAGCCUUGUUCAAGGCCAUUUGUUUUUCCAAUAUUUGUUUGUAUUUAUCCUUAACCUGUGUUGUGUAUGUAGUGUUUCUUUGGAAUUCUCAUCAGACUGUUUUGAAAUAUAGACUUCGGUUUUCCCUCUUCUCCCUUAAACCUAGAUAAGUAGCCUUAUCAUUCUGCUUGUCAGUUAUUAGGAUUUAAAUUUAACUUAAUAUAAAGACUCUAUUAUGUUGUCCACUUUCAGUUUUACACACAUUUUAGUAUAAGGAGAAAAAUAUAUUGUUAUGAUUUGUUUUUUGUUCGUGAUAAAAUUUUUAUAUUUUGUGCCUUGUUCCCGUUAUCAUGAUUAUAUGAUUAUGUUUUGGAUUUCUUUUUAAAGUAUCUUGUUAUAAUAAAUUUUAUUUUGACCUUGAUUUCAAAUUAUAUGUUGAUAUUCUUACCUUAAUCUGUUUAUCAUGAUCCCAAUACUCAGUAUGUAUACAAGAAAAUCAGAGGAAUUCAAUAUGUAAUGCAUUCAAAAUUUUAUAUUAGAUGAGAUAUUAAGCUUUAAAAGUAAAUUACCUGCAAAAGCAAA